UAGAAUUUAUUUAUGAAUGUUGACAUUGGCAAUCAAAUUUGAUUCUUGAAAAACAAAACUAUCAACAUGACAGACCAAAGACACCGCAUGAAAUUAAAUAUCAAACAUGGCUCAGUCCGACACAGUAUUAUUUUAGAACUACCCGCCAAUUCCUCUGAGGUAUUGAAAGUACAACAUUUAAUGGAAAAAAUGGUAGAGAUGUUUGAAAUACCUCUGGAAUGUCAGAAAAUUGUUCAUAAAGGAAAGACUUUAAAGGAUCCUGGUGAUAUAUUGAGUGAAAUAGGUGUCAGGGAUGGUGCUACAAUAAUGUUAUUGGGGAAAAAGCCAGAUCCUCAAGAGGAUAAAGAAAUGAAGAAGUUAUUAGAUAUAGAAAAAGAUGUAGAGAAAAAUGAAAAGAGGUUGAGUGAUGUUACAUAUGAACUAGAUGGUAUUCAUAGAGGUUAUAUAAAUGAUGACUUGAAGUUACCAGCCUUAAAUCAAUUAAAGAAAAGACUAGGAGGAACUUCAGAAACAUUUAUGAAACAAUUAGAAUCUCUAGAUGCCUUAAGAUUUGAGGAAAGUAAUAAAGGAGGAAGAGGGAAAAGAAAAACUAUAGUGGAUAGAAUUCAGGUUCUGUUAGACAGAUGUGAUGGAUUGAUGUCAGGAUUGAAGGAUCAGAUUGCAAGGGAACAAGAAAAAUCAUGACCAAAGUGAAGAAUAAAGUACAAAAGACAUUUAAUGAUUUCAGGGUUUCAGAAUAAAUGUAGCAUUUGACAGUGGAAAGUCUUCAGCAUUCUCAAAUAUUUUCUUUAUAAGAAACUUUGCUUGUUUCCAUACUAUGUCUGUCUCUGGUAGAUGUCAAUAGGAAAACUUUGAAUACUGUUGUUUAAUGUUGUCAUGAUACACAGAACUAUUAUGCAUCUUAUGUAUUUGUUAAACAGAUAUAAUAAAAGGAAUAAAAC
Mytilus californianus (California mussel) is the source of this 941-nucleotide messenger RNA. RefSeq names its product BAG family molecular chaperone regulator 1-like. The transcript has 7 exons. Gene Ontology annotation, biological process: protein stabilization. Bases 67 to 684 code for a protein of 205 amino acids. Gene Ontology annotation, cellular component: membrane; cytoplasm; nucleus. Gene Ontology annotation, molecular function: adenyl-nucleotide exchange factor activity; protein-folding chaperone binding. The record is from RefSeq and is a predicted model, not a curated record. NCBI's taxonomy places the organism in Eukaryota, Metazoa, Mollusca, Bivalvia, Mytilida, Mytilidae.